UCGUCAGCUGGUGGCGGUAGUGCGCCGUAUCGCUGUUUGUUAACGACAACGUGAAAACAUGAAAAGAAGAAACUGAGUCGAAAACGAACGUCGUUUGAAUAAUUUUCGCACCAUGUCGAAAAGAAAAGUAACAUUUGAGGAUGGCAACGGAGAGUUUGACCUCGAAGACGAUGUCCCGAAUAAAAAGAGUUGUGAAGCUGUCAGCGGACCAGGCUCCAGGUUUAAGGGUAAACACUCCCUCGACAGCGAUGAAGAGGACGAAGGAGAGGACACAAACAGCAGCAAAUAUAAUAUUUUAGACAGUGAUGAUGUUGAGGGUCAAGAGGGAGCAACCAUUGACUUUGAUGAGGGAGUUUCUAUUACUCCUUUCAACCUGGAAGAGGAGAUGCAAGAAGGACACUUUGACUCAGAGGGAAACUAUUUCAUCAAAAAGGAGCAACAGAUUAGAGACAACUGGCUUGAUAACAUUGACUGGGUGAGAAUAAGAGAGCAGCCUUUCAAAAAAAAGAAGAAAGGUCUUGGAGCCAAAAGGACACGCAGAGCAGGUGAUGAGGACGAGGCAGAGGAAGAAAAACAGAGAGAAGAACAGCAAGCAGACCAAGAAGAAGAGGAGGAGGAGGAAGAGGCAGAGCCUCCAGAGGACCCACUGGCAUCCUUCACACAGCACCAGCUCACUGAAGCUGUCAUCGAACUACUGCAGCCUGGAGAAACAGUCGCUACAGCGCUCCGUCGGUUAGGAGGCCUUGGAGGACGGAAGAAGGGAAAGCUGAGGGAAGAAGAAAAAUCCACAGAGGAGACCAAAGGGGAUAAAGAAAAGCUUGAUCGGCUCACAGCGCUAGCUGACCGACUGGUUGGAUCCGGGAUGUUUGAAAUCUAUCAGCAAACCUACGAAAAACUGGCCUACAUGUUAAAGAGCAUGACUAGCAAGCGGCCAGCGGUGGGGGGUAAGGAGGAGGAAGGAGAUGAGCUUGACAUGUUUGCUGACAAGUUUGAUGAGAAGCAUGGUGAAACAGCUGAGGACAAAGAUGACAAUAAUAGAGUGAGCGAUGAAGUGAUGUGGGAGUACAAGUGGGAAAAUAAGGAUAAUUCAGAAGUCUACGGCCCUUUCACAAGCCAGCAGAUGCAGGACUGGGUGGAUGAAGGCUAUUUCAGCAGUGGUGUUUACUGUAGGAGGGUGGACCAGGAGGGAUCGCAGUUCUACAGCUCCAAGAGACUGGACUUUGAACUCUAUACAUGAUUUACAUCGAGUAUUGAAAACUUUGAAGAUAAUAUUAUGUUUCAGCUACAAUCAAUUCUCAGCCUUUUCAUGGUUUUUUUUUAGGGCUUUGGUUUCAGAUCUGCCAUUUUAACACUGGUUUUGUUUUCUGUACACUUUUUUUUAAAUAAAUGAUGUAUGUGGUGAAGUAAUCUGACAUGUUUCUGUUAAUCUUAGAAUCAGAUGACUCAAUUUUAAGCUCACUGUGUUUUAUUUCUUUCUUGACAUGUGCUGAAAGUUUAAAUAGCCUUUCCAGUUGACGGUACAUGUAGCACAUUUUGAGAGACUGAAUUAUUCAGUUAUUGUAGAGUAUUUUACACUUAUAACCAUGGUAAAAAAAAAAAAAAAAAACGUACACCCUCUUUAAAUGAUAAGGUUUUACUGUCUGGACAUAAUAAAAAAAAAUCACAUAUUA
Messenger RNA from Haplochromis burtoni (Burton's mouthbrooder), 1670 nucleotides. It is a transcript of the gene cd2bp2, whose product is annotated as CD2 (cytoplasmic tail) binding protein 2. Gene Ontology annotation, cellular component: U5 snRNP. The transcript has 7 exons. The record is from RefSeq and is a predicted model, not a curated record. Gene Ontology annotation, molecular function: protein binding. NCBI's taxonomy places the organism in Eukaryota, Metazoa, Chordata, Actinopteri, Cichliformes, Cichlidae. The coding region runs from base 113 to 1237 and encodes 374 amino acids.